Pediculus humanus corporis (human body louse) is the source of this 13011-nucleotide messenger RNA. Its product is annotated as dynein heavy chain, cytosolic, putative. Bases 1 to 13011 code for a protein of 4336 amino acids. The transcript is spliced from 59 exons. Lineage: Eukaryota; Metazoa; Arthropoda; Insecta; Psocodea; Pediculidae. Gene Ontology annotation, cellular component: dynein complex. The record is from RefSeq and is a predicted model, not a curated record. Gene Ontology annotation, biological process: microtubule-based movement. Gene Ontology annotation, molecular function: minus-end-directed microtubule motor activity; dynein light intermediate chain binding; ATP binding.
AUGAGUGACGAUAACCUUAGAAAUGACAGUUCAAGAAAUCUAGACAUAGAAGAUAAAGAGACAAAAAGUAUGAGAAGGAGUUACCAAGUAAAAGGAGCUCACGAAAAGAGCUACCUUGAUUUAAGUCAAUUAAGAUUUUCUUUAAAAGACAGAGGAAAUUCAGAAAGUUCUGAAUCGGAGAGCAAUGGCGAUAGUAAUCAUUUUCACAGGAGUGUUAGUCAAAUGGUAACAAAUCAUCCUUCAUUAAAUGGUUCUGAAAUAGCAACUUCUCAUUCAAAUGGUAAUAUUACCUCAAGAAUGGAAUUAAUACCAAGACAAGAUGUUAAAUUUAUGAGAAAAUUUGCUAAAUCAUUAAAAACUCCGAAAAUAUUUCAAGGAAGGUAUAAUUUACAAUCAAUAUCGAAUAUAGAUGUAUAUGAAAGAAGAAAUUACGAUCAAAGUAAUUUGACGUGUCUUCCUCCGAGAGGAAGUAAAGAAAUAAACAUGCCUAAAGGCAUUGUGGGUACGGGAAAACCAGAAAAAAAAUACAAAUAUGUUAUGAAAACAUUGAAUCCUAAAAGGCGAGGUUAUUAUUCUGAAACAAUAUCACCUCUUUUGAGACCUGAACGUAUACUUGCUGCAAGACACAAAGAAAUGGAACGUUUUCGUCAAUUUGCUAUAGAAACCGAGGGAGAACAUUUUGAAGGUGACGAAGAAGAUCUUGAUCAUGAUAAGAAAAAGUCGUCAGAUGAUGGUGAUGAAAUAGAAGAAGAAGAACAUCCUAAAAUAAGAAAAGAUUUAUUAAAAGAUUGGCCUCCUAUAUAUAAAGUAUUAAACUUUGAGCCUGUUUUAGCAGAAUUUGAUCUUCCUGUAGCUUACAAAGAACCAAAUAUUGCUGCUAAAGGAAGCAUGCCAAAAUAUGCCAUACAUUUAGAAAAUGUUCCCGCCGUAGCUAAAAGUCGUAACUUUUUACAACCUGAAGAAAAAUGGGCGUUUCCAGUGAAAGCAUUUAGACCGAGAUGUUUUAUUUUACACGUUGUCGAACCAGGAACUCUACCGCGAAAAGUUUACGUCGAAAGAAAAAGACGUUUGUAUUUGUCGCAAAAUAUCGAAGAAUUAUUGGCGGAACAUGGUUUAACAGACGACGAUCUUCUCCCGCCAAAAACCUCAAAAAAUGAAGAUCAAUACAGUUUGUACGGAUCGUCGAGUUUUUUACCAUUGGAAUCAUUUGACGAUGAAGAAUUUGAUCCUUCUGUUGAAGACUGGUUAGCACUUGGAAAAAUAAAUGGAAUACAACAUCCUAUACCGGCAGUUGGUUUCGUACCUGUAUCAUCGCAAAAAUUAAUUAAUUUCGAAAUAGGAAAAGCAUCCAUGAGGUACAUAAGUAAAAAAAGUAGAAUUUUAACAAAUAUGGCCAAAGCUAAAAAACUUAGAAGCGAUGUAGAAGAAUUUCAUUAUUUAUGGAUGGAUGUUGCUGUAACGAGACGAAGACACACGGAAAAAUUAAUUAAAUUUAAUAUUUAUUGCGAUUGCAUGCCUCUUGAGGGUUUGGAUGAAGUUAGUGAAAAAUCAAUGGAAAGAAUUUACAAAAGUAUAACGAGAAAUGGACUUUUAAAAGAUAUUGAAGAAACUUUAAAUUUGUUAAAGGAAGACAUUCAAAUAGAAUACAAAAAAUGUUUAGCAUCUUUGAGCUUUCAAAACAUUAUUGUUAAAUAUCCGGAAACGUUUAAAUUUAUUGAAUUACCAGAAGAAAAAACAGAUAAAGUUCCAGAAAAAUGUCUUGUUGAUACAUCAAUGGCUGAUUUUAAGGGGACAAAAGAAAAAUUUGCUUGGCUAUGGAUUUAUGUUAUAGAUGAAACUUAUUUGGGAAUGAUGCAUGUUGUCACUGCUUGCUUGAAAAUAAGUACAAUGAAUUUUUUCACAGCUAACUAUGGAAAAAGUAUUACUCUAAAAGAAUUCGAUAGCAUACAAACGAGUUGUACAAGUAAUCUAAUAAAAUUUUUGAGAAAAGAGUGGGUUGAUUCUGUUGUGACAAAUGUAAGAAUGUGUCUUCAAGAUGUUGGAAAAGGCUGGUUUAAUAUAAAAGAAAAAUCAUGGCCAAUUUAUGAAUUGUCAAAAUUGAGCAGGUUCAUGGAACUCAUUAAAUUCAGAAUGCAAACCGCUCUCAAAUACUUAGUGCAAAAUUCAAUAAAUUUAUUUUUGAAAAUAAUUGAAACGCCCAGUGCAAUUUGCCAAUCUAUAAUCGACGAAGACUUUGUGUGGGGACCAGACUUAUUAACAACACAAUUCAAACCUGUUAAUUUUCCUAUAUUUACUUUAGCAUUAAACAUUGGUUCAGAUACUCCUUAUUACACCACCAGUCCAGAAUCAUUUGAGGAAAUAUUGAUAAAAUUAUUUGAUAAUUCCAUUGCUCAAAGCCAUACAAUACCAUUGAUUCAUCCAUAUCUUUUAUUGAAUCUCAGAUUUCCAAUGUCUUUUCUUUCUUCCAUUGGAUUAAUGGAUCCCCUUGUUUCGGGAAAACGUGAACUAUUAAGAUCAUUGAUAAGAAAAUCAAUAAUACCAUUAAAAGCUUAUGCUAGAGAAUAUAAACAAUUUGCAGAGCUUUACAAUAUUGAUGUCAGCCUUUACAUGGAAAAAUUAGCUGCUCAAAAUUUACCAGCAAGUGAUUUAAAAGAAGAAAUAUUAAAAAACCAAGAAGAAAGAGAUCGUUUAGAAUUACUUAUCCCAACAAGUAUUACAAUAGGGCCUUACAUAAUUGCAACUGAACUUAUAAGAAACAAUUUGAUGGAAAAACGACAGCUCAUGAUUGAUCAAAUAUUAGUUUAUUUAUCAGAAAGAUUAGACCAACAUGUGAGAGAGGUAAUUGAUGAAUUCGAUGAAAUAAUGAAUAAAAUGUCAGAAAAGCCAACUUCAAUAGAACAUAUAUUUGAAAUAAAAGAAUGGCUUGAAACGGUUCCGACUACCAUCAGAGGAUACGAUGAAGUAAUAAAAAGAAUAAUUAUGGAUUAUGAAAUUUUAGAUCAUUUUAGCUUCGCUUUGGAAAACGAUCAAUUUGAAAAUAAAUAUGCAUUAAUUGGUUGGCCGUAUAAAUUAUAUUCUCAAAUGGAAGCGACAACAGAUUUGCUUGCAGAGGAAACAGAUAAAUUUUACAAAAUUCAACAAGCUGAAGAAGUUCUUUUGUGGGAAAAAUAUGAUUGGUGCGUUAACGAAGUGCAAAAUCUUAUGUUAGUCAACGAUAUAAACAAGAUUCACGACACGGCAGCUCAUGUUAAAAAAGUUUGGAAAGUAUUAAAAGAAAAUCAAGAAUUAGCUGCCGUCCUUGUUAGUAGGCAAAAACUUUUUGGAGUUAAAGUUACUUCAUUUGAUGCUCUCUCUAAAUUGACCAAAGAUUUUGAACCUUAUAAAGAUUUAUGGUUGACAGCUUCUGAAUGGUUGAAACAUUAUGAUACAUGGAUGGAAAAUCCAUUGUCAUCAAUUGAUGGUGAAAGUAUAGAACGCCUUCACUCAGAAAUGUUUAAAACAAUGCAAAAAUGUCAAAGAGUUUUUAUGGAUAGUCCUGAAAAUUAUAAAAUAGCUACUUACAUUAAAAAUGCCAUUGAUGAUUUUAGAACUUACAUACCAAUGAUAGUUGCUUUAAAAAGUCCUGGUUUAAAAAGUAGGCACUGGGAAGAGAUUAUAGCACAAUCUGGUUGUUCAUUUAAAGUCACUGCGAAUUUAACGUUUAAAGAUUGCUUGGAAGUUGGACUUGACCAUCAUGCAGAUCUUUUAAUAAAAAUUUCUGAAACGGCUACAAAAGAACAUGGCAUUGAAGUCUCAUUGGAAGAAAUGGAAAAAGACUGGGAAUCCAUUGAACUGGAUUUACAACCUUAUAAAGAAACUGGUACAUAUAUACUAAAAUUACCCGAUGAAGUACUUCAAAUGUUGGAAGAUCACAUAGUGGCAACUCAACAAUUUUCGUUUAGUCCUUUUAAAGGCUUGUUCGAACAAAGAAUAGACGAAUGGGAAGCAAAACUUCGAUUGAUUUCAGCUGUUUUUGACGAAUGGAUCGAAUGUCAAAAGCAAUGGAUGUAUCUUGAACCGAUAUUUACCAGCGAGGAUAUCUUGCAACAACUUCCACACGAAAGUAAAAAGUAUACAUCAAUGGAAAGAAAUUGGAGAAGAAUAAUGAAAAAUGCAUUUGAUUUACCUAAAGUAAUUUGGUAUUGUCCCGAUAAAAGACUUUUAGAAUCUCUUAAAGAAUGUAAUUUUCUUCUAGAACAAGUUUUUAAAGGUUUAACGGAAUAUUUAGAAGCGAAAAGAACAAUUUUUCCACGAUUGUAUUUUCUUUCCGAUGAUGAAUUAUUAGAAAUAUUGGCUCAUGCAAAAAAUCCUCUGGCUGUCCAACCGCAUUUGAGAAAAUGUUUUGAAAACAUUUAUAAGUUGGACUUUGAAAGCGAUUUAAAAAUAACAAAAAUGUACUCGGCAGAAGGAGAAUGUGUUCCUUUAGUAGAACACCUUUAUCCAAAAGGUGGAGUCGAAUAUUGGCUUUAUUUGGUUGAGGAAGCCAUGAAAACUACGAUUCGAGUAACGAUGGGAAAAUCUUUAGUCAAUUUAACUCAAAUCGAUAGAAAUAAAUGGGUUUUAAGUUGGCCCGGUCAAAUUGUCAUUGCCGGAAGUCAAAUUUAUUGGACUGCUCACGUAGAAGAAGCAAUCAUUGAAAACACUCUUCCGAAUUAUAUUCAGUUAAUUUUAGGCCAAUUGGAUGGAUUGAGAACUUUGGUCAAAGGUCCUUUAAAAAGAGUCGAAAGGCAAAUUUUAUCAGCAUUGAUCGUCAUAGAAGUUCAUGCCAGAGACGUAACGCAACAGAUUUUUGAAAAUAAAGUGAAAAACGUAAAUGAUUUUGAUUGGAUUAGUCAAUUACGAUAUUAUUGGGUUAAUGACUCAGAUUUAAAAGUAAGAGCCGUAAAUGCUGAAUUUCAAUAUGGCUAUGAAUAUCUGGGAAACAGCGGAAGGCUGGUUAUAACCCCUUUGACGGACAGAUGUUAUUUAACACUUACAGGAGCUUUGCAUUUAAAAUUUGGUGGAGCACCUGCUGGACCGGCUGGAACUGGUAAAACGGAAACAACCAAAGAUUUAGCUAAAGCUUUUGCUAUUCAAUGCGUUGUUUUCAAUUGUUCGGAUCAAUUAGAUUUUAUGGCGAUGGGAAAAUUUUUUAAAGGAUUAGCAAGUUCGGGAGCAUGGGCUUGCUUUGACGAAUUCAACAGAAUCGACAUUGAAGUACUUUCCGUAAUUGCUCAGCAAGUUGUUACCAUUCAAAAAGCACAAAUUCACAGACUCGAUAGAUUUUUGUUUGAAGGAGUUGAAAUAGUUCUUAAACCUUCAUGCGCAGUUUUUAUAACAAUGAAUCCGGGAUACGCAGGACGUACCGAACUUCCCGAUAAUUUGAAAGCAUUAUUUCGUCCGGUUGCGAUGAUGGUGCCCAAUUACACACUUAUUGCUGAAAUAUCUUUAUUUUCAUUUGGAUUUAGUGACGCUAAAGAACUUGCAGGAAAAAUCACAACAACUUUUAAACUUAGUUCUGAACAACUCAGUUCUCAGGAUCAUUAUGAUUUUGGUAUGAGAGCUGUGAAAACGGUUAUUGCAGUUGCAGGAAAUCUAAAAAGAGAACAACCUGAAAUGGACGAACGACAAAUCGUUUUAAGAGCAUUGAAAGACGUCAACGUUCCAAAAUUUUUAAGGGAUGAUUUAAAACUAUUUAACGGUAUAAUUAGCGAUUUGUUUCCAAGAAUGGUUGAAGAUGCUGUUGAUUAUGGCGGUCUCGAAGAAUCCAUACGUUUUUGUAUACAAAAUCUUAUACUUGAAGAUGUUGAUGAAUAUGUUAAAAAAGUAAUUCAACUUUACGAAACAACCAUCGUACGACAUGGAUUAAUGAUAGUAGGUCCAUCCGGAUCAGGUAAAACUAAAUGUUAUGAAAUAUUAAAAGCAGCCAUGACAAAACUUCAGGGAAAACCUUCUCCCAGUGGUAAUCCUUUUGAAGAAGUUCACACAUAUGUUCUUAAUCCUAAAUCGAUAACAAUGGGUCAACUUUAUGGAGAAUUCGAUUUGAUGACACACGAAUGGACGGAUGGAAUUUUACCCAGUUUAGUAAGAAUCGGUACGGCUGCUGAAAAUUUAGAUAAGCACUGGUAUAUUUUCGACGGUCCAGUCGAUGCCAUUUGGAUCGAAAAUAUGAACAGCGUUUUGGACGAUAAUAAAAAAUUAUGUUUGACAAGCGGAGAAAUAAUUAAAUUAACCGAAGCGCAAACAAUGAUGUUCGAAGUGGCCGAUUUGGCAGUGGCUUCACCGGCUACCGUAUCAAGAUGUGGAAUGGUAUAUUUAGAACCUGGAAUAUUAGGUCUUGAACCUUUUAUUAAUUGUUGGUUUAAAAAACUUCCGAAGCACGCGGAACCACUAAUAGAAUCUAUGCGUACUGCUUUUAAUCAAUAUUUAUUUCCGGCAUUGGAUAUUUUAAGAAAUAAAUUGAGAGAAAUAGUGACAUCAAUUAAUUCAUCGAUCGUUUUUACUUUUCUCGAUCACAUGAAUAUAAGAUUUAGACCUUUGACUAAUCCCGAUGGAAAACCUUUGCCUCAAAAACAAUUUCUAGCGACUUUACCAAAUCUCGUUGUGCCCUUCGUAAUAUAUUCUUUAAUUUGGAGUGUCGGAGCAACUUGCGAUAAUAUGGGCAGAGUCAUUUUUUCUGAUUGGGUUAGGGAAAGAAUGAAGGAAUAUCAACACGAACCUGUUUUCCCAUCGCUUGGAUUGGUGUACGAUUACAGGCUUCACGAUGGAGGAUUUUCAGAUCCGAUUGAAGAAAGUGAACCUAUUCCUCCUUACUGGAUACAUUGGAUGGCCGGAGUUGAAUCUUUUGUUGUUGCACCUGAAACAAAAUACACAGACAUUGAAGUUCCAACCAUAGAUAAUAUAAGAAAUUCUUGGCAAUUGGGUUUGUUACUUAAUUCUUAUAAUAAUGUAAUAUGCAUCGGACCAACGGGUACUGGUAAAACAUUAACCGUCGCUGCUAAACUAGCAAGAGGAAUGCAUAAGAAAUUUAUUAGCGAUUUCAUCGUAUUCUCUGCGAGAACAUCGGCCAAACAAACCCAAGACGUAAUCGAUUCGAAAUUAGACAAGCGUCGAAGAAAUGUUUACGGUCCUCCACCUAAUAAAAGACAAAUAUUUUUUAUCGAUGAUUUAAACAUGCCAGCUUUGGAAACUUUCGGUGCUCAACCACCGAUUGAAUUAUUACGUCAAUGGAUGGAUUUUGGCGGUUGGUACGAUCACAAAGAAAUCGGAACUUUUAGAUCAAUUAUCGAUACUAAUUUUGUGGCUGCAAUGGGACCUCCAGGAGGUGGUAGAAAUCCCAUAACCCCUCGUUUAUUGAGACAUUUUAAAUAUCUUGCCUUUACCGAAUUAGAAGAUGAUAGCAAAAUGGUUAUUUUUGGAUCUAUCGUUGAUUCUUGGUUAAGUCGAACUUCAUCUCUUCAACAUUUAACAAAUAAAUUAGUUGAGGAAACGAUAUACGUUUAUAAAACGGUUUUAACCGUCAUGUUACCGACUCCCGCCAAAACUCAUUACACGUUUAACUUACGUGAUUUGAGCAAAGUAUUUCAAGGGAUAUUAAUGGUGGAUCCUAGAACGAUCAAUGACUUAUCCGAUCUUUUGAAUUUAUGGUAUCACGAAAACUGUAGAGUUUUCCAAGAUAGACUCGUUAAUAAUAUGGAUCAAAAUUGGUUUGAUGAUCUUUUAAAAAAAGUCAUAACCGAUUAUUUUUCGGCUGAUGAAAAAACAGUUUUAGGUACGGAAAUGGUUAUUUAUACGGAUUGUUGUAGCGAUACAAGAAAUUACGAAAGGAUAACAGAUUUAACAAAGUUACAAAGUGUCAUAGAGGAAGGUUUGGAAGAUUAUAACUCCAGAUCGACGGCACCCAUGAAAUUAGUUCUUUUUCUGGAUGCUCUUUCUCACAUGUGUAAAAUAUCAAGAAUAAUAAGGCAACCUUUGGGAAAUGCAUUACUUUUAGGAAUGGGAGGCUCGGGACGUCAGAGUUUAUCCAAAUUAGCUGCACAUAUGAGCGAAUUACUUUUCUUUCAAAUAGAACUUAGUAAAAAUUACGGGAUGACCGAUUGGAAAGAUGAUAUUAAAAAUUUAUUGAUUCGAUCUGGAAUUGAAAACAGAGAAUUAGUUUUUUUAUUUUCCGAUACGCAAAUCAAGAUGGAAUCAUUUCUCGAAGAUCUUAACAGCAUUCUUAAUUCCGGAGACGUACCGAACAUUUACACAUCGGAUGAAUUGGAUAAAAUCUACGUGGCAAUGAGGAUUCCCGUACAAGAAUCUGGAUUACAAUCGACUAAAUCAAAUAUGUUUGGAAUGUAUUGUAGAUAUAUAAGAUCAAAUCUUCAUUGUGUUUUAACAAUGAGUCCCAUCGGUGAAGUAUUUCGAGCUAGACUUCGUAUGUUUCCUGCUUUGGUAAAUUGUUGCACAAUCGAUUGGUUUUUUCCUUGGCCCAAUUCAGCCCUACAAUCUGUCGCUUUACGUUUUCUCAAAGAAGUUUCGGAUUUGGAAGUCAGCGAUUCGAUACUCGAUGGUAUAGUAGACACAUGUCAAUUCAUGCAUUCAAGUGUUAUAAAAAUGAGCCAACAGUAUUUAGCUCAAUUAGACCGGCACAAUUACGUGACUCCCACGCUUUAUCUCGAAUUAUUAUCAAGUUAUUCUCUUUUAUUAAAAAAGAAAAAAAAUGAUUUAUUAUCCGCGAUAAAAAGGCUUCAAACAGGUUUAAAAAAAAUGGAAACAACUGCUAAAGAAGUUAAAGUUUUAGAAGGGGAAUUAUUCAAGUUAAAACCUCAUUUAGAUGAAGCUGCAAAAGAAGCUGCUGCAAUGAUGGAAAAAAUAACCGCGGAUACGGAAAUUGCCGAAGAAACUAAAUCGAAAGUUGCUAUUGAUGAAGCACUCGCAAGUAAAGUUAAAGAAGAAGCUCAAAUACUUUCGGAUGAUGCACAAAAAGAUUUAAAUGAAGCUUUACCUGCACUAGAAGCGGCAGAAAAAAGUCUGCAGGCAUUAAAUAAAGGAGAUAUAGGAGAAGUUAAAGCAUUGAAAACACCACCUGUUGGUGUUAUAACGGUUCCCGGUGAAAUUUAUGGCACUAAAAUAAACGAUUAUUGGGAACCUGGUAAAAAAAUGAUGGCCGACGCUGGUCAAUUUUUAGCAUCACUUCUUCAUUUCGAUAAAGAUUCAAUAACCGAAGAUAUGAUUUUAAAAUUAGAACCGUAUAUAAAAAAUCCUAAUUUUCAACCUUCGAAAAUAAUAAAAGUAUCAAAAGCAUGCACGUCUCUUUGUAUGUGGGUUCAUGCUAUGUACAAAUAUUAUUUCAUUAAUCAAAUUGUAGCACCUAAAAAAGCAGCUUUGAAAGUAGCAAAUGAAAAAUUAGCAGAAGUGCAAAAAGUUUUGGAUAAAACAAAAGCAAAAAUGGCUGAGAUUCUUAAAGGUUUGGCAGAACUUGAAAAAAAAUUCAAAGAAACCGAACAAAAAAAAGCAGUACUCGAAAACAGUACAAAACUUUGCGAAGAUAGAAUGGAUCGAGCUUUUCGAUUAAUACACGGAUUAGCCGAUGAAAAAGAUAGAUGGAUUCAUACGGUUGAAAAGUAUAAAAGUGGAUUAGAUAAUAUAAUAGGAGAUAUAUUAAUUUGCUCUGGUUCCAUUGCGUAUUUGGCUCCGUUUACGGAUUAUUAUAGAAGAAAAUUAUUAAAAUUAUGGACGAAUCAAAUAUCUGAUAAAAACAUACCCCAUACAUUAAAAUGUGAUCCCGUUUCCAUUUUGGGAGAUCCCAUUUUAAUACGUCAGUGGCAAAUCUAUGGACUCCCGAGAGAUUUUUUAAGUAUUGAAAAUGGUGUUCUUGUGGCUAAUUCGAAACGUUGGCCACUUUUUAUCGAUCCUCAGGGUCAGGCAAACAAAUGGAUUAAAAACAUGGGAAAAGAACAUGGAAUAACAAUAUCGAAAUUAUCGGAUAAGGAUUUAGUAAGAACUUUAGAAGCUUCUAUAAGAUUUGGUAAACCUUGUUUGAUCGAAAACGUCGGUACGGAAUUAGAUCCAGCUUUGGAUUCUGUUUUAUUGCGUCAAGUAUUUAAACAAGCUGGAACUUGGGUUCUUAAAUUGGGUGACACAAUCAUUCCAUAUAAUAAUGACUUUAGGUUAUACUUGACGACAAAAUUAGCGAAUCCACACUACGCUCCAGAAGUUUUUAUUAAAGUCCUUUUGAUAAAUUUUGCUUUAGUUCCAAGCGGGCUUCAAGAUCAAUUGUUAGCACUUGUAGUCAUGCAAGAACGUCCCGAUCUGGAAGAAGCUAGGAGUAUGUUGGUUGUAAGCAGUGCACAAAUGAAUCAAGAAUUACAAGAAAUCGAAGAUAGAAUUUUAUACAAGUUGAGCGUAUCGGAGGGUUCACCGGUGGAUGAUGUUGAUUUGAUACAAACUUUAGAAGCAUCAAAAUUAAAAUCUGAAGAAAUCAAGCAAAAAGUUCAAGCAGCCGAAAUAACUCAAACUGAAAUUGAUAAUACGAGGGCAUUGUAUAUUCCAGUAGCAAAUAGAGCUCAAAUUUUAUUUUUUUGUUUGGUUGACAUGUCAAAUAUUGAUCCCAUGUAUCAAUACUCGAUGGAUUGGUUCGUUAACAUAUUUAUCAAUAGCAUGGCAAACACGGAAAAAACAGGAGAAAUUAAAACGAGACUCGAAACAAUAAACGAUUAUUUUACAUUUUCAUUAUAUGCAAACGUUUGCAGAAGCUUAUUCGAAAAAGAUAAACUUUUAUUUGCGUUUCUUGUAUGCGUUAGAAUUUUAAUCGAUUCGAAUAAUAUCAAUCCGGAAGAAUAUCAAUUUUUGCUGGCUGGAGGCGUUGCUAAAAAAAAAUACAACAAUCCAGCUCCCAAUUGGAUAACGGAACGAGCCUGGAUUGAAAUAACAUCACUUGAUAAUCUUCCCUCGUUCGAACGUCUCGUCAACGAAUUUAGUUCGAGUGUUGAUGGCUUUAAAAAUAUUUACGAUUCCGUAGAGCCUCACAGGCAUAGUUAUCCGCAACCGUGGAACACUGAACUUACCAUGUUUCAAAAAAUAAUUUUUUUAAAAUGUUUGAGACCGGAUAAAGUUAGAAAUGCCAUGCAAGAUUUUUUAUCUGUAAAACUCGGUCAACAAUUUAUUGAACCUGUAACAAGUGAUUUGCAAUCAAUGUACAAAGAAUCCACUCCUUUUAAUCCUUUAAUAUUUGUUUUAUCUGCCGGUACUGAUCCAGCUGCUGAAUUAAACAAAUUUGCCGACAGGAUGAAAAUGUCAAAAAGAUUCGAAACUAUUUCACUGGGUCAAGGUCAAGGUCCGAUAGCAGAAAGAAUGAUGGUUAACGCCAUGGAUUCUGGAUCUUGGGUUUAUUUUCAAAAUUGUCAUUUAGCUCCCAGUUGGAUGCCUAAAAUGGAACGAUUAAUAGAAAGUAUUAAUCCAGAAUCUGUUCAUAAAGAAUUUCGUCUUUGGUUAACGUCGACUCCAUCACCUCAUUUUCCAGUUUCCAUUUUGCAAAAUGGUAGUAAAAUGACCGUGGAACCUCCUCGAGGAAUCAAAGCGAAUCUAUUAAAAGCUUAUUUAAAUCAAGUACCAGAAUUUGCGGAAUUUUUCCAUUCGGAACAUCAAAAAGCGCAAAUUUUCAAAUGGCUUUUAUUCUCUCUCUGUCUCUUUCAUGGAGUCUGUUUAGAGAGGAGGAAAUUUGGUCCACUCGGUUUUAAUAUACCAUACGAAUUCACAGAUGGCGAUUUAAGAAUAUGCGUUUCACAAUUAUAUAUGUUUCUAAGAGAAUAUGCCGACAUUCCAUUUAAAGUAUUAAUUUAUACGGCGGGUCAAAUAAAUUACGGAGGCCGUGUCACUGACGAUUGGGAUAGAAGAUGCAUUAUGAAUAUGUUGACAGAUUAUUACAACAUCAAAGUUUGCUCUUCCGAUCAUUAUUUCGACGACAAAAAAAUUUACCAUCAACUUUCAACUGAGGCAAACCUAAAUGAUCAUUUAACCUACGUCAAAGGCCUACCACUGAAUGAUGAUCCUUCUCUAUUUGGUCUUCAUGCCAAUGCCGACAUCAGCUGUGCACUUGCAGAAACAUCUAAAGCAUUGUCAACUUUGCUCUCAAUUCAACCGAAACUUUCAGUUAGUGAGGCUUCUAGUCAAGAAGAAGUUACCGGAAAAAUGGCAAAGAUAAUUUUAAGUAAAAUUCCUGGUAAAAUAGAUCUACAAUUAGCUCUUGCAAAGUAUCCAGUCCUGUAUGAGGAAUCACUAAACACUGUUUUAACGCAAGAAAUAAUAAGAUACAAUAAACUUUUAAAUGUGAUUCAAACGACUUUAAAAGACCUUUUGAAAGCAUUAAAAGGUUUGGUUGUCAUGUCAGCCACAUUGGAAGAAAUGUCUUUAAGUAUUUUUAAUCAAAAAGUACCCACAGCUUGGAGUUCUAAAGCUUAUCCAUCAUUAAAACCUUUAAGUGCUUGGGUAAAUGAUUUAGACAAAAGGAUAAAUUUCAUACAAAAAUGGAUAAACGAAGGAAUUCCUCCGGCAUUUUGGAUUUCCGGUUUUUUUUUCCCACAAGCAUUUUUAACCGGAACGUUACAAAAUUUCGCGCGAAAAUACAUAAUAUCAAUCGAUGUGAUAUCGUUUAGUUUUCAGAUAAUGGUAGCUCCUCCUACGAAAAGACCAGACGAUGGUUGUUGUAUUUACGGACUUUUCAUAGAAGGCGCACGAUUUGAUAAACAUUUGAAUCGGUUGAUGGAAUCUAAACCCAAAGAACUACACACUGAAAUGCCUUAUAUUUGGUUAAUCCCUAAAGAAAAUUAUUCUCUUCCCCUUACCGGAAUAUACGAAUGUCCCGUUUAUAAAACAUUAACAAGAGCGGGUACCUUAUCCACAACCGGUCAUUCAACCAAUUACGUUUUAGCUAUUGCUAUCCCCACAGAUAAAACACAAAGCCAUUGGAUUAAACGGGGAGUCGCAUUGAUUUGUGCAUUAGAUUAUUAA